AUGGCAGCGAAAUACGCCUUCUCAAAGUCCAUCAAGGAGCUGCGCUUCCUACACUGCCAGACCAGCGAGCACUCCAAUGCCGUCCGCUCAUUCCUCACACGCGCCUACCCGACAAUGAAGAAGAACAACCCAUAUACGCCCAUCAUGAUCCGAGAAGCCAUGAACACCGAGCCGAGAGUCUACGCCCGCUACGAGUUUGGCGUGGAGAAGGUUGCUGAUUUGAAGGGACUGGACGACAAGGCGAUAGAGGCAAAAGUCACAGGUCUGGUGCAGGAAGGACAAUAG
Messenger RNA from Ramularia collo-cygni, 285 nucleotides. RefSeq names its product probable NADH2 dehydrogenase (ubiquinone) 10.5K chain. The transcript has 3 exons. Lineage: Eukaryota; Fungi; Ascomycota; Dothideomycetes; Mycosphaerellales; Mycosphaerellaceae. The record is from RefSeq and is a predicted model, not a curated record. Bases 1 to 285 code for a protein of 94 amino acids.